AUGUCUAAUAUAGACCAAAGCGUUGAAUUUCAAACUGAGCCCUUUUCAAGUAUGGAUGAAAAGCUAUCCCAAACCUGCAUAAUAAAUUUUGAAGAGUCAAUUGAAUACUCACCAAAAAAUAUUAAUAAAACAAAAGGUUCUAUCAGAAAUUAUCUUUUAGAGCUCAGAAAUGAAAGCAUAAAAUUCAAAGAAAUGCUUAUAAUAAAACCAGAAAAUAUUGAAAUUUGUUCGAUUGAAGAAUUCUCUGUUAAAGGUGAUUCUUUAUAUUUUCCGAUGAAAAUUAUUAAAUUUUCGGGUGAGUUUUAUUUUCUUAAGCCUAUAAGAAGUGAAAAAAAAAUAUAUGGAGUUCAUUUAGAAGUUUAUUAUAGAUCUAGACUUAGAUAUAGCAGCAUCGCUAAAUGCAUCGGAUAUGUGAAAUGAGAAAAAUCAAAGUUUAUAAUUAUUCAAUACUUUUCGAAAACUCUUGACCAGUUCUUAUCUGAGAACUUAUCUAUUUGCGAUAAAAUCACAUUAAUUAUCAGUUUAACAAAAGGUUUGCUAUUUUUGCAUAUGAAAAAUUGUGUCAACAUGAAUAUUACGCCAUGAAGCAUUUUUGUCGAUGAAGAUAGAAAUGCGUAUUUUUUUGAUUUAGAGUGUGUUAUGAACCUCAAUAUGGAGCCUCAGAGCAGCUUGGUUUAUAAAGAGCCAGAAUUCUCUGCACCUGAAGCUUUGGAUGGGAAGCGCAGUUUUGCAUGUGAUAUUUAUUCAUUAGGAUUACUAUUUUAUUAUAUAUUGACAGGAGGACCAUACAGUGAAUAUAUCGGAAUGGAGAAUUUGCCAAAUGGAUUCGAGGAUUUAAUAAAAAUUAUGAUAAAUUCGAAUCCAAAUAAAAGGCCUGAUGCUUAUUAUAUUAUUGAAGAAUUAGACAGAAUUCUGAUAGAUAUUAAGUCAAGCAGCUAA
Blepharisma stoltei is the source of this 939-nucleotide messenger RNA. NCBI's taxonomy places the organism in Eukaryota, Ciliophora, Heterotrichea, Heterotrichida, Blepharismidae. The record is from the annotation of a GenBank genome assembly.